AUGUCCCUCCAGAGCUGCCCAGCUGCCCCACAUCAACUGAAGCUGGCCACAUUCUCCCCCACCACAACUUCCAUACUCACUGCAAUCAACCUCACCUGCAUCUUUGGACCACCACCACCUUACACCAAGGACCGAAAGGAAAAGCCCUUGCCCAAGCCAGCCAAGAUGUCGCACCCCAGAAUAGAAGAAGUGUCCGACAGCGAAGACAGCAACCUGUCCGACCCCUCCGAAGGCGACAUCGACGACUUUGCCGAAUCCGACAUCAUGCUACAACGCAGUAGUGCCGCCGCUCCCAAAGCCAGCGCACCUCCCCCUGCCUCUCAACCUCAGCUCUACAACCCCUCCGCUGGCCCCUCCUUUCCCGGCACCUCAGGUGGCCCCAUCGCGCCCCAAGACAUCGCCAGCUACCAAUGCCUGUACCCAAUCUACUUCGACGCCUCUCGCACGCGCGCCGAAGGCCGACGCGUCCCGGCCUCCCUAGCCGUGAAAAACCCCCUCGCCCGCGAAAUCGCUAACGCCUGCGCCGCGCUACGCAUCCAGCCCGUCUUCGAAGCACACAAGCUCCACCCCAAAGACUGGGCGAACCCAGGGCGCGUGCGGGUGCAUCUCAAAGACACGUCAGGAAAAAACCCGUACAUCGGGCAAAUCAAGAACAAGCACCAUUUAUACAUCUUGGUCGCGAAACACUUGAAAGAGAACCCGACGACGGAGCACAGCGAUGCGUUGAGAAGAGUUAGGAUCCCGGGACUGCCUACCCCGGAACCGGGGGAGAGCUGGCCAAGACCGGCGGUGCCGCGGGGAUGGAAGAUUAAUGAGUUGUUGCCGGCGUAUAGCGCGGCUAUGACGGGGGGUGGGGUUAGUGAGAAUGCGUUGAAGGACAUCAUGAAGGAGAUGGGAGGCGAUGGGUGGGAUGCCUGGUAUGGGGGGGCCGAGUGGGGGGGAAUGCCUGGCUUGGGUGGAGGUGUGGCAGAUGGUAGUGAGGGAGGAGGUGGUGGGAAGAAGAACAAAAAGGGCAAGGGCAAGGCCUGA
Pseudomassariella vexata is the source of this 1029-nucleotide messenger RNA. Its product is annotated as signal recognition particle, SRP19 subunit. Gene Ontology annotation, molecular function: 7S RNA binding. The transcript has 2 exons. The record is from RefSeq and is a predicted model, not a curated record. The coding region runs from base 1 to 1029 and encodes 342 amino acids. Gene Ontology annotation, biological process: SRP-dependent cotranslational protein targeting to membrane, signal sequence recognition; SRP-dependent cotranslational protein targeting to membrane. NCBI's taxonomy places the organism in Eukaryota, Fungi, Ascomycota, Sordariomycetes, Amphisphaeriales, Pseudomassariaceae. Gene Ontology annotation, cellular component: signal recognition particle, endoplasmic reticulum targeting.